Bipolaris oryzae ATCC 44560 is the source of this 420-nucleotide messenger RNA. RefSeq lists its product as uncharacterized. The transcript is spliced from 2 exons. NCBI's taxonomy places the organism in Eukaryota, Fungi, Ascomycota, Dothideomycetes, Pleosporales, Pleosporaceae. The coding region runs from base 1 to 420 and encodes 139 amino acids. The record is from RefSeq and is a predicted model, not a curated record.
AUGACGUGCAUGGUCGACGGCUGCUGGGGCAGCAGGGAUGGCAGUGGCUGUAUGGGCAGUACUAAGCAUGUAUCUAUGUUUGGAAGCGUACUACUCAGUACUCGACUAAGUACUGGCACAUAUAGUUUAGUCGAUACACAGACGGCUACGGAGAAAGUACCCGUCGACUUAGUCAAGACAGCCGCCCACUGGCUGCAGGCGGCGUCGACCCGAGGGGUGCAGCGGGCCAGGGCAUCGAUGCUCGGUGCAUCGAGCGCCGCUGGACGUGAAACGCUCAACCAGACGGGCUACAUGUACUAUGUACUGCGUAUGCGUAGUCCCCCCGAGGCCACGGGCGACAUGCACAUGUGCGUGACAGUCAGGCCGGGCUACAGACGCCAACUGCAAGAGUUUCAGGCGCCGGCGAGCGCUGCGCUCUGA